Messenger RNA from Paralichthys olivaceus (Japanese flounder), 1813 nucleotides. Its product is annotated as cytochrome P450 2K1-like. NCBI's taxonomy places the organism in Eukaryota, Metazoa, Chordata, Actinopteri, Pleuronectiformes, Paralichthyidae. Gene Ontology annotation, cellular component: cytoplasm; intracellular membrane-bounded organelle. The record is from RefSeq and is a predicted model, not a curated record. Gene Ontology annotation, molecular function: oxidoreductase activity, acting on paired donors, with incorporation or reduction of molecular oxygen, reduced flavin or flavoprotein as one donor, and incorporation of one atom of oxygen; heme binding; iron ion binding. Gene Ontology annotation, biological process: xenobiotic metabolic process.
UCCUUCACUUCACUGAUGGCUAGUUAAAAGCUACAUGUUUCAUGUUAACACUGUGGAUCUAAUUUGUUAAACUGUCAUGGAGACAUCAUAUUUUUUCCUCCAGUUCCUCAGUUCAACCUCUUUGCUGUUGACUGUGAUCUUCCUGUUGCUCAUCUCCUAUGUUUCGUCUUCCAGCUUCAGCACCAGGGGAGACAGCAAGGGACCCCCUGGACCCAGAGGGCUUCCCCUGCUUGGGAACAUGCUGCAGAUGGACUUCCGACAACCUUAUAAAACACUGAUUGAGUUUUCCAAGCAAUAUGGAUCAGUGUAUAGCAUCCGUUUGGCACACCAGAAAGUGGUGGUCCUGUCGGGAUACAAGACGGUGAAGAACGCGUUGGUUAAAUACGCAGAAGAGUUUGGAGACAGACAUCAAGCUCUACUUAUGCAUGAAUCUAAUCAAGGACAUGGUAUCAUCUGGUCCAAUGGCGACACAUGGAGAGACAUGCGUCGCUUUGCUCUGAAGAACCUGAGAGACUUUGGGAUGGGCAAAACGAUCUUUGAGGACAAAAUCAUUGAGGAAUGUGACCACCUCAUAAAAGAGUUUAAGAAAUCUGAAGGAAAACCUUAUCAUGUAAACGAUCCAUUAAUCUUCACAACUUCCAAUGUAAUCAGCUCCUUGGUGUAUGGCAAAAGAUUUGAAUAUGAUGAUACAAAGUUUGUGUCUCUGAUACAUUGCACAUCCAGACGCACAGAAAUCAUGUUGUCACGUUCAGCACAGAUCUUCAACGUGUUACCAUGGAUUGGUAGAUUUAUUCCUAACAGGAAAGAAUUCCGUGAGAUAGGGGAUGUCAGUGUGAAACAUAACAUAGAGAUGUUCAGACGUCUGAAAGAGACCCUCAAUCCAGAGAUGUGCAGAGGCUUUGUGGAUGCCUUUCUGGUCCAAAAGGAAAAACACGAGGAAUCUGGAAUUACCAACAGUAACUUUACCGAUGAGAACCUCAUGAAAUCAGUCAUUAAUAUGUUUGCUGCCGGUAGCGAGUCAACCUCAGCAACAUUAGCAUGGGGACUGAUGCUGAUGGCCAAAUAUCCAGAAAUACAACACCAGGUGAGGGAGGAGCUGAGCAGGGUGGUCGGGAAUCGUCAGGUGCGGAUCAAUGACAGGAUGAACUUGCCCUUAACCAACGCCGUCAUCCAUGAGAUUCAGAGAGUGGCCAGCAUUGCACCAAUGGGGCUUCCUCACCAAGUCAACAAGGACUUCACCUUCCAGGGUCACUUCAUUGAAAAGGGGACCGUAGUGCAUGCCCUCCUGAGAACUGUCCUGCAUGAUGAGAACGAGUGGGAGAAACCUGAGUCCUUUCAUCCCGCCCACUUCCUGGACAAAGAUGGACAGUUUGUGAUGCGAGACGCCUUCCUGCCCUUUUCUGCAGGUCGCAGGGCUUGUAUAGGUGAGACUCUGGUCAAGAUGGAGCUCUUCAUCAUCCUCAGCAGCCUCCUGCAGAAGUUUCACUUCUCUCCUCCACCUGAAGCUCGAAUGGAAAAUCCAUAUAAUUUGCAAUUGAUGUGUGAACCUUUGUUUUAGCUGUGAGCUGUCCCCUGUGUGUGAGGAGGAGGAGUGUUGAAGAUUGACCAAACACCACUAUAUAAUAUUCCUUAAUAACUGUAUUUAUAUAGCAUGUAUCUAAACAAAGUAAGUAAGGAAGUGGAAAGUAGUAACAUUGCAAUACAUUACUUACUUAUUACUUACUGAUGUCUUUCAACUCUUCUUGCUGUAAUACUGCAAAUUUCCCCAUUGUGGGACUAAUAAAUGAUUAUCUUAUUUUAUCUUAUCUUAUAA